AUGAAAACGUGGUCGCGGGAGCCCGUCCUCGGCGUGUUCCUGUUAGUUUUCACGCUUACUCCAUCGUGGUGGCCCCUCGGGGCUGGGACUCCUAUAAACAGCAACACGGAUGCAGGGACGACCGCCAUUUACUUUUCUUUGAGAAGUACCGGUGAAGUGAACAACACGGAGUACGAGUCGACUUCCACUUCAUCUCCCCCAAGUGAGAGUUCACCCCCAUCCCUGCUGCUCGCGCACUUUGCGGACACUGAGCAAACACAAACCACAAGAGAAAUAAGUACAAAAUCGCUGGAGACUGUUCAUGGAUCCACUGAGUCAUUCACGUCCUCCCUGGUCGGCACCUCUUCUGAGACCGGCAGUAGCAGCAAAAGCUGGAGUGAUGCUUCACAAACCAAAAACCUGCCUCGUGUCCCGGCCGGUGUGUCCAACAAAGAACUGUUUUCCCGUAUGUCGACACAGGACUCCUCUAAUCUCCAUCUUGGAGAAGUCAUCCCCUUCAGGUCGCAGACUCAAACCCUCACAGACAGCAUCUUCACCUCAACCACCAUCAGCCGGGCUGGAGAGAGGACCCUGCUAUCUGUCACCUCUUCUUCCUCUAAGAACAGUUCCUCCUCCUCAGUCUUUACAGAGGGCUCAAACUCUCAUCAACCCUCCUCUACUUGGAGCAUUCCAUCUCCAGGGGGAGCAAAGACUGAAGACUACACUCACAGUGUACAGUCCACUGAAGAAACAGAAGACCUUUUGCGCACUCAGUCGUCAUUUCCCGAAACAUCCCAAGGAACCCAAACCCUUGCCGGACAGCUGAAUGCCACUGGACAUCAACACAUGCUAACAUCAGAGGCAACUUCACUCUCGACGCCCAGCAUGUCCAGCACCGAAAAAUCAAAUGACUACUUCUACUCCACAUAUCCAGCAGUAUCGCCCGUGAAGAAUCCCACUUUUGUACCCAACCAGGAGUCCACAGUGGAACCUUUCACUGAAUCUUCUAGGGUGACCAUAAGCUAUAGCUCUCAGAACACUGGCUUGAGCACAGAGGAGAUUUUAUCUAGAAGCGAGGAGGAACACUUUACUUUCACCACAGCUCCCCCACUGAUUAGUGGUACGACAAAUCAGUAUGACACCCACAUGAAAUCAACUGACGACUUCAUCACUACAACAUCAGUCACUGUAACUGACAGAUCUGAAAUAACAGUAGCGGAUAAAAGUACAUCAAUUAGGUCCACCAGCAGCUCUCUACUCCUCGCCACUUCGUCUUCCAAGCUGAGUAGCACAUCGCUCCACUCUACUCCAGAGUCACCCACCCAAGCCAUCAUCCCUUCCACAACGUCUAUAACCAGCACCCCCACACUGGCUCGACAUAGCACUGCAGCCCCAACUACUCCUUUCUCCAACACUGACCGAAGCCUGUCGUCAUCAGCCGGGAUUGUGGAGACCACUGACGUCACCACCUCGAUUCUGGAAACGAGCACAGCCACCGUGGUCGUCACCACACCGACCCAAAGCCCUACUGUUCCUUACAUCCUCAGCGACCCGACAAGAAGCCCGGGGUCUCUCUACACCACUCAAAAACAAACAGACAGGGUGACCACAGAGGGAGUGACGACAACAACACCCACUCAUGUCCUAGCCACGAAAGCAACUCCAACAAAAGCAGACCCUUGCAUGUCAGACCCAUGCAUGAAUGGAGGGACGUGCAUGAGCUACAAACAUCAUCAGUUCUCAUGUGGGUGUCAGCAGGCCUGGACGGGCCCUACUUGUAAUCAGGAUAUGGAUGAGUGUGAAAAGGAUCCCUGUCCUGUUGGCUCCACAUGCAUAAACACAAGGGGUUCCUUCAGCUGUGAGUGUCCGCUGGGCUUCGACCUGGAGGACGGACGCACGUGCACUAAAACAAAAACCUUUUUAGGAACAUUCAGUGUGUCACAUCACCAAAGUCUCUUCAAGAAUGCCACAAUACAUGAGAUCCAGAGGGAGAUUAUUCAACUGCUAAAUGCCUCCUUGUCCUCCCUCAGAGGUUACAGUCGCUCCACCCUCAGUAAGAAAGAACAACAGGACGGCGUUUAUAUAUCGGCCGUCAACAUGUUCUCCAGCUCCUCUAACGUGACGAGUACGGAGGUCUCCAAUAGUGUCCAGAUGUAUUUAAAAAACUGCAGUUCUUCACACUCUCACUGCCACAUGGUGCUGCAACACAGACUCACUUAUCAUGUGGAGAGUCUCUGUGUGGCCCAGAGGAUUCAUUGCAACCCUGAGCGUUCCACCUGCACUGAUGACACCGGCAACGCUCAAUGUCAAUGUCUACCAGGUUAUUACAAACAUAACCUUGAUGACCUGUCCUGCUUAGAAUGUGGCGAUGGCUACAAGCUGGAAAAUGGCACCUGUGUCCCUUGCAUGUUUGGAUUUGGCGGAUUCAACUGCGGAAAUUUCUACAAGCUGAUCGCUGUAGUUGUAUCGCCUGCGGGGGGCGCUCUACUUCUCAUUCUCAUCAUAGCUCUCAUCGUCACAUGUUGCAAGAGAGAAAAGAAUGACCUCAAUAAGAUCAUCUUCAAGAGCGGUGACCUGCAAAUGUCUCCGUACACCGAUUUCCCUAAGAACAACCGCAUUUCCAUGGAAUGGGGCCGGGAGACCAUCGAAAUGCAAGAGAACGGAAGCACCAAAAACCUGCUGCAGAUGACUGACAUUUACUAUUCGCCCGCAUUGCGGAACUCUGACUUGGACAGAAAUGGCUUGUACCCAUUCACGGGUGUACCCGGAUCUCGCCACUCAUGCAUCUACCCCGCCCAAUGGAAUCCAUCUUUCACAAGUGACGAUUCACGACGCAGAGAUUACUUCUAA
This is a messenger RNA of Nerophis lumbriciformis (worm pipefish), 2829 nucleotides long. The record is from RefSeq and is a predicted model, not a curated record. NCBI's taxonomy places the organism in Eukaryota, Metazoa, Chordata, Actinopteri, Syngnathiformes, Syngnathidae.